Molecule: messenger RNA, 1290 nt
Organism: Schizophyllum commune H4-8
Lineage: Eukaryota; Fungi; Basidiomycota; Agaricomycetes; Agaricales; Schizophyllaceae
Product: DDE-domain-containing protein
Exons: 2
Cellular component (GO): nucleus
Molecular function (GO): DNA binding
Source: RefSeq, a predicted model, not a curated record
AUGCCGCGCGACGAGUCUUCUAGUGCCGCAAAAACGCGCGCGGUCCGCACUUCUCACGCACCUUACAACGUCACGAGAAAGGUCGGGCGACCGGCGAAAGCCGCUAAGCAGCCAAAGACUUCAGCUCAGGCUCCGACUUCAACGACUAGGCCGCAUCUUACCACCGCCGACUGGCUGCUUGUCUAUGCUUUCCGGGAUGCGAAUCCAGGGCUCACGCACACUGAGAUUGUCGAACACUUCAAAACUCGUCCCGAAGGUCCUCUCCUGUUUACGCAGCCCACUCUCUCGCGCAAACUUGGCACAGCGGCUCGCGAAGCCGUCGAGAGUCGCGCAAAUGCUACACCCACCGGACUGUCAUCUAAACGUGACCGCAUCGUGACGGAACCCCUCGUCGAACAAGCUCUCGUCAAACUGUGCAAUCAAUUCGAGGCUCGUGGGGACCACUACACUGGCGACAUGCUGCAGGUCGCACGCGGGCGCUUUGAGGAGAUGUUCGACAUUCCCCUUGAGCGACGCCUCAAAGAGAAGGGCUGGAUAGCUUCGUUCAAGAAGACCUACGGCAUCUCGGAGUAUGCUCGGCACGGCGAAGCUGGCUCCGUCGAUCUGGCUGCUGUCGAGCGCGAGAAGAAGCGCCUUGCCGCCGAGCUCGCCCCAUACUCGCCGGACGACAGUUACAACGCAGACGAAACUGGCUGCUUUCUGUACGCACUCCCUUCGCGCGGACUGGCAACACGUCAGAUGAGCGGCAAGAAGGAUAACAAGACUCGGAUCAGCUUGCUCUUCUGUGUCAACGCUUCAGGGACCGACAAGCUUGAGCCGCUCUUUAUCGGAAAAGCUGCGAAGCCUGUUGCCUUCGGGAGGAAGUCACCGCGUGCCUCUGGCUUUGACUACGAGAACAAUGCAACUGCAUGGAUGACCAUGGUGAUUUUUGAGAAGUGGCUGAAGCGUGUUGACCGUCGCAUGCGUGCAGAGGGCCGCCACAUCGCCCUGACCCUCGACAACUUCAAGGGUCACUACGUUGCUUACAAGCCCACGAACAUCAAGCUCGUCUUCUUCGAACCAAAUAUGACGUCCUUUGUUCAGCCUUGCGACGCCGGCGUCAUCCGAUGCUUCAAGGCUAUUUACCGCCGUGAAUUCUGCCGUUAUGCCCUCGACCAGCAUGACUCCGACCCCGAGAUCAAGGAUGUCUGGAAGAUGGACUUCAAGCAAGCACUGAUCAUGAUCCGUGACGCAUGGAAGCAGGUCUCUGCGGAGACAAUCAAGAACUGCUGGACCCACACGAGUAUCCGC